AUCGUCCAAACUCCUCGGCUUUUCUUCACCCACACCAAUUCACCUACAUUCACCCACAUGGCUCCAAUCGGAAACGCCUGCCUGGUCUUCUUGGUCCUCGUCUCAGUCCUCUUAACUUCUGUAACUACAACAAGCAGGGACCUCUCCAUCAAGCAAGGCCAAGGUCUCGCCGCAAGGCUCGAAUCUAGCGGUGACAGCCUUAUGGGGGCGCUGGAACGCGCUAGUGGAGCUCAAAUCGUGUACCAAUGAGAUCGUUUUCUUUUUCCUCAAUGGGGGAGACUAGGAUUGCUCCUGACUGUUGCCAUGCUAUUAAGAUUAUUACUCUUUUAAUUGCUGGCCCUGGCCCGCCAUGCUCACCUCACUCGGUUUCACUGUUGAAGAGGGGAACAUUCUCAGAAACUAUUGUGAUUCGGCGGCCGCGCGGUUCCUCUCCUCCUACCCUGCCUCUCUGGUAAACGCCAGAGUGUUGAUUUAGAGAAGGUACCGUAGAUCAUGAUUAUUUCGAUUAAUUACUUUACCGUUUAUAUAUAAAUAAAUAAAACUAGCACAA
This is a messenger RNA of Rubroshorea leprosula, 550 nucleotides long. The record is from the annotation of a GenBank genome assembly. Lineage: Eukaryota; Viridiplantae; Streptophyta; Magnoliopsida; Malvales; Dipterocarpaceae.